GACCCGCAAAACUUACAGAACAAUUAUUUGAGAGGAAAUAAAUUAAAUUUUGAUCUAAAGAGCUGAAAAUUUCAUUUCAAAUCAUUGCUCCAAAUUCAACCUUCAUCUCUCUACUUCGUUUCUACCUGGCAUGUGAGAUAAGACCCAGUUUAUAUUCAAUUUGAAAAAUUGCAGUAAAGCGAUGACGCCCAUGCGUACGACAACUCACAUAACUAAUCCUCUAAACAUUAAUUUUACUGCUUUUCAACAGGGCGAAGGAGACGCGAAGUUAUGUUCAAUUUUGCGUCUCUUUUCACGCCCUCCUGCUGUGUUAUGGAUGCGUAUAUAAACGCCACGCUCGUUCACAAUUUUCGACAGAAUCACAAAUCAGCUCUCCUUUUAUAUACUAUUCUAUUUUUUACAGUUGGAAGUUCAAUGGCGGAGAAGAAAAAGGUGGUGAUCGUUGGCGGAGGAGCUGGCGGCUCUCUUCUUGCAUAUACCCUUCAGAACUAUUGCGACGUUAUCCUUAUUGAUUCGAAGGAGUACUUUGAGAUUACAUGGGCAAGCUUAAGGUCAAUGGUCGAACCAUCAUUUGCAAAACGUGCAGUGGUUAAUCACAGCGAAUACCUUCACAGUGUACGCAUUAUUUCGUCUCCCGCUAUCAACAUCAUGAGGAAUGAAGUUUUGACAGAACAAGGCGAGUGGUUUGCAUAUGAUUAUCUUGUUGUUGCCACAGGUCAUUUGGAUAAUGGCAGUUCCACGAGAAAUGAGAAACUCCAUUACUACCAAAAUGAGAAUGACAAUAUCAAAGCUGCUAAUUCCAUAUUGAUAGUUGGAGGAGGGCCGACAGGUGUAGAGCUGGCUGCUGAAAUAGCCGUCGAAUUUCCUGAUAAAAAGGUCACACUUGUGCACAAGGGAUCAAGGUUGCUGCAGUACAUUGGAGAAAAGGCCGGUAAGAAGGCAUUUGAUUGGUUAAUUUCAAAGAAGGUUGAAGUCAUCCUCAAGCAAUCUGUUAACUUGGACUCGGCCUCGGAUGGUGUGUACUGGUUAUCUGGUGGUGAAACCAUAAGUGCUGAUCGCCAUUAUGUAUGUACUAUGAAGCCUUUUGCCACAUCAUGGCUAAAGGAUACUGAUUUGAGAGGUAGCUUGGAUGACCGAGGGAAGUUAAUGGUUGAUGCAAAUUUGAGAGUUAAGGGUCACAAUAAUAUCUUUGCCAUUGGAGACAUUGUUGAUAUCAAAGAACUGAAUCAAGGAUAUAUAGCUCGAAACCAUGCAUUGUUGGUUGCCAAGAAUGUGAAGUUAUUGAUAAGUGGAGCAGGGGAGCAGAAACUGGCAAAAUAUAAGCCCGGUCCAACAAUGGCUAUAGUUUCUUUAGGUAGACGAGAGGCUGUGAUGCAAGUUGGGUGCAUAACCAUUUCUGGGCGGAUUCCGGGAAUGAUAAAGUCUGGGGAUUUGUUUGUUGGCAAAGCGAGGAAGGAACUCGGACUAAAAUCUUAUCCUUCGUAGUCUUGCAAAUCGGUGUUUUUAUUUUAUAUUUUUAUUAUUAUUGCUGAGUUAUAAUUUAUAAAUAGCAUUCCACAUGUCUCAUUUUUAUAUUCGUACACUAUGAAUGUACAUUUUGAGUCUGAGAAAUAAAUGAAAGUUUUAUACUCGUACUUCUUGACAUGGUCUUCAAG
Molecule: messenger RNA, 1655 nt
Organism: Cuscuta europaea
Lineage: Eukaryota; Viridiplantae; Streptophyta; Magnoliopsida; Solanales; Convolvulaceae
Source: the annotation of a GenBank genome assembly